GAAAAGAAAGAGAAAAAACAAGAUCCACCUCGAACCUCUCUCCACCCUCCCACUACACUCCAAUCCAAUCACAAUCAUCCGCCCCCUUCUCUCUCUCUCUCUAUCCUCGUUGUCUCCCCCAACUCAAUCAAAUUCUACAAUCAGAUUCUCUCUUCACAAUUUCAUCAUCAAAUCUCAAAAUCUCCACCACCAUCACAACCACCAUAAUCAAAUUACUAAAACACCCACUUUCAAAAAUUCAAUCUUUUCUUCACUCAUCACAACCCCAACAAUGAGAGAAGACGAUUCAAAUUGGUUUUCAAGAUGGGAAGAACAACUCCCUUCACCUGAAGAACUCAUGCCUUUAUCACAAACCCUAAUCACCCCUGAUCUUGCUAUAGCUUUUGACAUCAGAAACAACAUCAACAACAAUAAUAAUAACCCACUUAACAACAUUAAUCACUCAAACCCACAACAACAACAACAACAUCAUCAAAAUCAUCAAAAUCAACAACAACAACCUCAACCUUCUUCACUUCCUUCUUCAACCGAUUUCGCCGAUUCUGGUGAACUUGGUUCUGGUACAGCCGGAGAAGAACCAGCUAGAACACUCAAAAGACCUCGUCUUGUAUGGACCCCACAACUCCACAAACGUUUUGUUGAUGCAGUGGCACAUCUUGGAAUCAAAAACGCUGUUCCAAAGACGAUAAUGCAGCUUAUGAGUGUUGAUGGUUUAACAAGAGAAAACGUGGCGAGUCACUUGCAAAAGUAUAGGCUUUAUUUGAAACGCAUGCAGGGAAUUUCUUCUGGUGGAGGUGGUGGUUCAGGUGGUGGUUCCGGUGGUGGUAAUGACCCUGCUACUGAUCAUUUAUUUGCUAGCUCGCCUGUUCCGCCGCAUUUUCUUCAUCCGGUUGCGAGGCCGAAUUCGGAUCAUUUUAUGCCUUUUGUUCCUGUUCCUGCUAUUCACCAUCAGCAACAAAUGGCUGCUGCUGCUGCUGCUCAGUAUAACCGGCCGGUUGGACAUUUUGGGUCGCCGCCAAAUGGACACUUUGAGAAUCCUUUCUUGUCUAGACAGCAACAGCAUCAACAGCAACAUCAAAAUCAACAUCAGAAUCAACAUCAGAAUCAACAUCAGCAGCAGCAGCUUCAUAGGAUUGGGACACAAAUACAUCAUAGCCCUGUUGGUGGUUAUGUGGAGGAUAUGGAAUCAGCUAAUGCAUCAGGAGGGAGAAAGGUUCUUACUUUGUUUCCAACUGGAGAUGAUUGAAUUUGGGUUAUAAUUUAUAUAUACAAUAUAGUGAUAUGAUCUGAUCUGAUCUGUCUCCUUAGUUGCAUUGCAUAGCACCUUUAAUUGUAUUGAGUUGAUUAAUGUUGAAUCAUUGGUGGUGUAUUUAAUCUGUCUGGUCAGGUUCGUCGUUGUUAAUUUCUGUUAGAGUCAUUGGUAAUUUUGGUGUUGGUGUUAAUGUUACUAAUUGGUUAUGGAGUCUAUAUUGAAGUUAAAGUAUUCGGAUCUAAAAGCUCCAGCGGUUUUUAAGGUGUCCUUGUAGAAAAGAAAACUGCUUCUGUAAUUACCUUGUUCAUGACGGUCUAUAUGUUCUCUGUCGGCUUUUGGUGAUCGAUAUUCAUCUUGAUGUCACUUUUGGGUGGGAGUAUGCUUAUGCCUGUUUAUGAAUCAGUAGUUAUCUGUAUGGCUUCGUCUAUGUUGAUUUAUCCCAUUGAUGUAUGGGAAUUCGGCUGCAGCUCAAUGUAAUUCGGAGUGUUACGGUUUGAGAAGUUUUGAAUUGGUAUUCAUGGCAGAGUGUCUCUGCAGAUGGCAAUAAAUACCCUCGAUAGAUACUGGUGGAAGCAUAUGUGAUUGAUCGGCACAUAUGGUUGUGAAUUCUUCGACUAAAAUUGGGAUCCUCUAUUGUGAAAGACUUGUCUCAUCUGCGUCGUGUCCUAUAGAGGUGAGUUGUACAUUGUUUGAUUCUAUACAAGACUUCAGUGCCUGAUGUAAGGCGCUUGUUUAAAAUUCUAAUCUUGCUCCAUUGUGGGGUUAAUUUCUCUAUGCUAGAUGAACUUAAGUAAAUUAGUUUCUGGGUAAAUCCUGCUUAAAAGAACACAAUAAGCUCAUGUUUACUUAGUUCUGUAUUUCUUGUUUGACUAGAAUUCCGGAUUCCCUCAUAUUUUUGAGGCAUAAUAAUGUUCCAAGUUCGAACUGUUCAA
Molecule: messenger RNA, 2184 nt
Organism: Trifolium pratense (red clover)
Lineage: Eukaryota; Viridiplantae; Streptophyta; Magnoliopsida; Fabales; Fabaceae
Product: transcription factor MYBC1
Exons: 1
Coding region: 272-1246 (324 amino acids)
Biological process (GO): regulation of DNA-templated transcription
Cellular component (GO): nucleus
Molecular function (GO): DNA binding; DNA-binding transcription factor activity
Source: RefSeq, a predicted model, not a curated record